UCAUGAAAAGUACUUGUACUCCAGCUCUCGCGCACUCUCUCUCUCUCUUUCUCAAACACAUGCACGCACGCUUUCCUCUUCCACUCCUCCUCUCCGCUGCGCUUGUCGUGUGAAGAGUAUCCGACUGCUCCCAUAAGCCCUAUAUAUUACUAGCGCAGCAAGCUUUACCUUCAAUGAAAGCAGAGAAGAGGAGCGAUUGGCUGCGAACAUCAUCGCCGAGACACAAAACAGAGAAUCAAGCCUGACCCUCAUUAUAGCCGCGGAACAUUUAUCCCCCUCAAGGAGUGAUAUUUGCUGCAUGAACGUCGAUCUUUGGAAACGUGCAUUUUGGACCACCAAACUGGCACCUUGUUUGAGUUCUCUCUGCUUAAUUUUUGGAGGGUAACUGCGUCCAUGUGAUGCUAUCCCUCUCAAGAGACAAGAGUUUGGAAACGCUUUUAGCGCUGAUAAUAUACUACUACACCUAGAUCACCUUUACCAGUCCUGUACCUCCAGCAUGGAUCGCUGUCAACGACUAUUUAUCCUCCUGUUGGGAUGGGGUUAUCUGUGCUGUGGAUACAGUGCUGUGCUCAAAACACCCUUCAUGGCUUUCUCAAAAGAUGUGGGAUUUGGACAAAAAGCGGGAGCGCAAGAUAAGCAGCAUGUGAAGAAAACCGAGCAGGACACACUGUCAGAGCACAUGCAGAUGCUCUACACCAAAUACAACAGCGCGGGAUUCCUUCUCAAAGAUGGAAACACUGUGCGCAGCUUUAAAGGACAAUUGGGCAAAGUCAACAAUAAGCAGCUACAAAUCUUCAACCUCACUUCCCUCACCAAGUCAGAGGAUGUUCUCUCAGCGACCCUGCACUACUACAUUGGUGACCUGCAGAACAGCAGCAACAGAUGCACGAGAUUUAAGAGCUGUGCUAACCAUAACCUCAGAAGACAAGGGCACAUACACCUGAAUAUCUGGAGCUUCAGCUUUGUGGAGAACAUCACCAGAACAAUUGGCCAUUUCUCCAUAAACAUUUCCACAAUGUACCAGGACUUCAUAUCGUGGCAGUGGAAAGACAUUACUCGUGUGGUCAGUCAAGCCAAGCAUUAUGACCAGCUUCUUAUAGGCAUUGACAUUGAAGGACGCCAACCUUGGAAGAAGCUCUUGUCAGAUAGGUCUCCUUAUAUUCUGGUCUACGCCAAUGACUCGGCUAUCUCAGAACCUGAGAGUGUUGUAUCCACUCUGCAGAGAAACAAGAGUAGACUGGUGCCAAAUCUUCAUUUGCUUGAAAUGCAUAAUCGCAGUACCUCCACGCAACAUCGGCCCAGGCGGUCAGCCAACAUCCUACUGCCACUGCAGAACAAUGAGCUUCCAGGCCCAGAGUACCCUUAUGAGAUUGGGACUUGGGAUGAAACCAGCCUUUAUGAUCCAACGGAGAGCAAGCCAGUCAAGCGCCCUCGUAAGAAGCCUCGCAAGAACCCACGGCAUAAAAAUCCACUGCUGCAAUUUGAUGAGCAGACCAUAAAGAAAGCACGUAAGAAGCAAUGGAACGAGCCCAGGAACUGUGCUCGCAGAUAUUUGAAGGUCGAUUUUGCAGAUAUUGGCUGGAGUGAGUGGAUUAUCUCCCCCAAGUCGUUUGAUGCAUACUACUGCUCGGGGUCUUGUCAGUUCCCCAUGCCAAAGUCUUUGAAACCUUCAAACCAUGCCACCAUUCAGAGCAUUGUGCGGGCGGUCGGUGUUGUCCCUGGCAUCCCAGAGCCCUGCUGUGUACCGGAGAAGAUGUCUUCCCUCAGUAUCCUCUUCUUUGAUGAAGACAAGAACGUGGUCCUCAAGGUCUACCCCAAUAUGACAGUGGACUCCUGCGCCUGCCGGUAAAAAGUUUCGGUCUUUUCCACCAGCCUCCCACCCCUAAACCCAAUUUUUGCACUGGAAGAAAGACUACAUCCCAGUAGCUGACUGAAGAUAUUAAUUUUAUAACCCUUGAAGAACUAUCUUUAGCUUUGAGGAUUGUGAAGACCGAAGUGCUUUUCCAGAAGGAACUCAUUACUCUUAGCAGGAGGCUUCAUUUUAACAGUCUCAAACAAGCAGCUUCUUCAUCAGGAUGUUCUCACAAAUGAUAACCUCAAGCUUAAUCAGCAAUUAAGCAUCCAGGGGACGAACAUUAGCUGUCAUCCAUCAUGAAUCUGAUUCUGUACAGUUUGUAUAAUCUGACAUUAUAAUAGCUAUAUUUUUGCUACAGGGGCAUUGAUUGACUCUCAAUGUCCAUAUUCAAUGGCUGCUAUAAAGAGGUAUACUUUACUCCAGAGCCCAGGUGUGGUGAAAAGUGUACUUCUGGAAAGAAAGAAAAGGAACUAGUUUAGUUACGGUUUUCAAAAUUUCAAAUGAUAUUAAAAUGAUAAUAUAACUACAAUACAUAUUCAGUUUUCCACAUUAUGCUAAAAAUGGUGUUUGAUAUCUGAGUGACCAUGUUUUGAAUGUCUUCAACUUUCAUAAAACAAGAAAAUAUUUAUUUUCUCAAUCAAAGAAUGUGCAGAUUGUAAGUCUGCAUCUCAUACUGUUACAUCACAUUUUAUAAAAAUGUUUUUAAAUCAGGCUUCUUUUUUUUUUUUUUACAGAUACCUUGCAUUUGUAAAUAUAUUUUCAAUGUAGUUAUGCAGUUAUGUUUCCGUCUGACCUGUUAAUAAAUGUUGCAAUAAAAAUAAUAAUAAAAGCUGAUCUACACUGAUCAGCCACAACAUUAAACAUUGAUUAUCUCGUUACAAUGGCACCUGUCAAGGGGUGUGAUAUAUUAGGCAGCAAGUGAACAGUCAGUUCUUGAAUUCAUGUGUUGGAAGCAGGAAAAAUGGGCAAGCGUAAGGAUCUGAGUGACUUUGACAUAUUGUGAUGGCAAGACGACUGGGUCAGAGCAUCUCCAAAACUGCUGGUCUUGUGGGGUGUUCCCAGUAUGCAGUGGUUUGUACCUACCAAAAGUGGUCCAAGGAAGGACAACCGGUGAACUGGUGACAGGGUCAUGGGCGCCCAAGGCUCAAUUAUGCGUGUGGGGAGCGAAGGCUAGCCCAUCUGGUCCGGUCCCACAGAAGAGCUACUGUAGCACAAAUUGCUGAAAAACUUAAUACUGGCCAUGAUCGAAAGAUGUCAGAACACACAGUGCAUUACAGCUUGCUGCGUAUGGGGCUGGGUAGCCUCAGACUGGUCGGAGUGCCCAUGCUGACCCCGUCCUCCGCCGAAAGUGCCUACAAUGGGCACGUGAGCAUCAGAACUGGACCAUGGAGCAAUAGAAGAAGGUGACCUAGCCUGAUAAAUCACAUUUUCUUUUAGAUCACGUGGACGACCGGGUGCGUGUGCAUCAUUUACCUGGGGAAGAGAUGGCAGCAGGAUGCACUAUGGGAAGAAGGCAGGCCGGAGGAGGCAGUGUGAUGCUCUGGGCAAUGUUCUGGUGGGAAAUCUUGGGUCCUGGCAUUUGUGUGGAUGUUACUUUGACACGUACCACCUACCUAAAGAUUGUUGCAGACCACAUACACCCCUUCAUGGCAAUGGUAUUCCCUGAUGGCAGUGGCCUCAUUCAGUAGGACAAUGCGCCCAGCCACACUGCAAAAAUUGUUCAGGAAUGGUUUGAGGAACAUGACAAAGAGUUCAAGGUGUUGACUUGGCCUCCAAAUUCCCCAGAUCUCAAUCCGAUUGAUCAUCUAUGGGAUGUGCUGGACCAACAAGUCCAAUCCAUGGAGGCCCCACCUUGCAACAUACAGGACUUAAAGGAUCUGCUGCUAACGUCUUGGUGCCAGAUACCACAGGACACCUUCAGAGGUCUUGUGCAGUCCAUGUCUUGACGGGUCAGAGCUGUUAUGGCGGCACAAGUGAAACCUACAUGAUAUUAGACAGAUGGUUUUAAUGUUGUGGCUGAUUGGUGUAUAUGUUGGCAUUCUGCCGCAAAUGUGUUUCAUGUGGAAAUAUAUCCUGUCAUUCAUCCACAACAUGUUACAGACUGCAACUAUGGCUGUUAAGAAACCACUAUUUUAACCAGGUUUCAGGUUUUUUAAUAUAAAUAUCAAGCAAAUUCUGAUAGACUUUAGUUAUUCCUUGAAAAUAAAUGCAGGGAUAGGAUGUGAAUUUGGAUUAUUGUUUGAGAUAUAAAAAAAAAAAAAAAAAUUGGGUUUUUACCAUCAAGGUCAUACUCAUUUGCAAAUAUGCAAAUCAAAAAUGCAAAAAUCUUAAGACAAGAAAUGUCAACUUAUGAGCAACAUUUCAAAUAACAUGUUAAGAAAGAUGAUUUUUUAUGUCAAUUGUAUUUAGCCAUUAUCUCUUUAAACAACAGUGCCUUUAUAAAGUACCUUACCACAUAAAAAAAAAAAAAAGUUGUUUGAUAAUAAAGGUAUUCCAUAAACAAGCAGGUAUAUUCAUUAAAUAAGAUAAAUGAACAUUAUAAUAUUUACAUUUCACAAAGAUGAGUGUUACAUAUGAUGUCAUAAGGGAAUGAAAUAGCAGUGCCAUAUUGUCUUUUUUGGUGAAUUUUUAUUUUAUUUUAUUUUUUACUGAAUUGAUUUAUUUCGAUAUAAAUGUGAUAUUUUGUUUUGAGAACAAUGUUUGUGUAAACAUUUUGUACUGUUUUUACUUCUACUUUGAAAUUAGCAUAGAGCUAAGGCAAUGACAUAUCAUGAAGCUGCAUGUUCAUAAAUGGGGUGUGUUCCAGUUGGAUUUUCCUUGUUAUUCUUAAUGUAUAUUAAACCUAUGAACAAUAGAAAAAAUGUAUACAUAUAUGUAAAAGUGGGCUAUUAUCUUAAUAUAUAACACAUCAAUUCCGAAAAAGACACACAGUAUGUAAAGCACUCCUUUAGCAUUUGUGUAAUAUAUAUAUUUUUGGAAGGCUUCCAUCACACUGUGUGUUUUGUAAAUGUUAUGCUGUAGGUGAAAGGAUGUGCUUGUACGAUAAGCUUUAUAAGAAAAUAUAUUUGUAUAUGGAAAUGACCUUUAAAAGCAUUUAUUUAUUUUCUUUAUAAUGCAUUCUGUAUCUUGUUAUAUUGUGAGGCAAGGGGUCCGUCAUUAAAUAUUGAUUCAGAGCUUUGCUGCAGAAAGGUUAGACAUGUGUACAAAAGGAAGCAAUCACAUGACUUGUGUCAAAUUAGUUAGAAUGCUUAUUUUUUAACCAGAUCUCCCUAGUUACAGGACUCCCUAUUGACAGACCAAGGAAAACUCAAUAAAGUUGGAUAAUUUGAAGAAUGA
Molecule: messenger RNA, 5191 nt
Organism: Myxocyprinus asiaticus (Chinese sucker)
Lineage: Eukaryota; Metazoa; Chordata; Actinopteri; Cypriniformes; Catostomidae
Gene: bmp3
Product: bone morphogenetic protein 3
Exons: 3
Coding region: 497-1849 (450 amino acids)
Biological process (GO): BMP signaling pathway; SMAD protein signal transduction
Cellular component (GO): extracellular region
Molecular function (GO): cytokine activity; growth factor activity
Source: RefSeq, a predicted model, not a curated record